AUGGAGGAGUACAACAUUCUUAGCUGGAAUGUUCGAGGCCUAAAUAAAAGGGAAAAACAGAGGUCCCUUCAUGCAUUUUGUAGUUUGAAUAAAAUUGGUAUAGGUGCUUUUCUAGAGACCAAGUUACGUGGUAAUAAAUUGGAGGAAAAGAUGGCUAGUCAAUUUGUUGGCUGGAAGUUUUAUAAAGGGACUGCUAAUGAAGGUAGAAUUUUACUGGUUUGGCAGCUCAAUAUUAUGUCAGUGGAAGUUUUACAAGACAGUGAUCAAUUUAUACAUGCUUAUGUUAAAGAGUUAUGUUCGGGUAGAGAAUUCUAUUUAACGUUUGUGUAUGGUAAAACCACUAUUCAGGAGCGGAUUCAGUUAUGGCAGGAUUUAUCAUGUCUUUCUUUUCCAGUUACACCUUGGCUUGUGGCUGGAGACUUUAAUUCUAUGUUUGAGUUUGAUGAUCGGCUAGGAGGGCGUGCAGUUUCUGCUGCAGAAAUGGCUGAUGCUCAUAGAUGGAAAUCUAUGGGGUUGGUGGAUGAACUUCGAUCUAUUGGUUCUCAUUACACUUGGACCAAUAAUCAAGCUGCUGGGGCUAGAAUAUUCUCUAAACUGGAUCGUAUUUUUAAGAAUGAAGCUUGGAUGGAUUUGUUUCCUGAUUCUAUAGCAUAUAUAAAGUGGGAUAUAAUUUCUGACCACUGUUUUUGUAUUAUUAAAGCUAUUUCAGCUUUGAACUCAGGUUUUAAACCUUUCCGUUUCUUCAAUAUGUGGACUGAACAUGAAGGUUUCAAAGAUUCUGUUAUGCAAAGCUGGAACAAGUCGAUAAAAGCUCAUGGUUUAGAGGGAAUUAUGAGGAAAUUGGUGAGGCUAAAACAAGUCCUUCGCCAGUUCAAUAGAAGGGAGAUUGGUGAUGUUGAGCACAAGUUUAAUCUUGCCAAAGAGGCUUACCAUUCUGCCCAAUGUCAACUCCAACAGGACCCUCAUUCAGCUGAUUUUCAAAGGGAGGAACGGUCUACUUGUGAGACUUUUGUUAAGCAAGCCAAAUACUAUGAUAGUUAUCUAAGGCAGAGGAGCAAAGUCAACUGGCUUCGGUUUGGGGAUGAUAACACAGCCUAUUUUCAUGCUUGUUUGAAACAAAGGAAGGCUUCUAAUCGAAUUACUUCGUUUAUCAAUGAUGUUGGGCAGAUAAAUGAGAAGUUUGAGGAUGUAGUGGCUCAUUUCUUAAAUCAUUUUCGUAGUAUCAUGGGUAGUCACAGUAAGGCUUCUGUGCCAAUUCAAAGAGAGUGUUUUAUUCAUGGAGGCAUCUUGUCCUUAGAUCAGCAGCUGAAUUUGAUAAAACCUUUCACCAAGAAGGAUGUUACAGAUGCUAUGUUCAGUAUUAACUCGAUUAAGAGCUCGGGUCCCGAUGGAUAUGGUUCUGGCUUUUUCAAAGUAAUGUGGAAAGAGAUAGGAGAUGAAAUAUCAGAUGCUAUUUUGGGUAUUUUUUUAUCAUGGAUUGCUGCCCAAUGA
Molecule: messenger RNA, 1491 nt
Organism: Humulus lupulus (European hop)
Lineage: Eukaryota; Viridiplantae; Streptophyta; Magnoliopsida; Rosales; Cannabaceae
Exons: 1
Coding region: 1-1491 (496 amino acids)
Molecular function (GO): catalytic activity
Source: RefSeq, a predicted model, not a curated record